This is a messenger RNA of Antechinus flavipes (yellow-footed antechinus), 960 nucleotides long. Its product is annotated as olfactory receptor 52I2-like. The record is from RefSeq and is a predicted model, not a curated record. Bases 13 to 960 code for a protein of 315 amino acids. The transcript has a single exon. Gene Ontology annotation, biological process: G protein-coupled receptor signaling pathway. Gene Ontology annotation, molecular function: G protein-coupled receptor activity; olfactory receptor activity. Gene Ontology annotation, cellular component: membrane. Lineage: Eukaryota; Metazoa; Chordata; Mammalia; Dasyuromorphia; Dasyuridae.
GUCUCCUCAGUGAUGUUGGGCUCUCCCUCCAACCAGUCAUUACUGAACACAGCUACUUUUAUCCUUCUGGGUGUCCCAGGGCUGGAAAUAGCCCACUUUUGGCUGGCAGUCCCACUGAGUGCCAUGUACGCCAUAGCUCUAUUAGGAAAUAUUAUCAUCGUGACUGUGAUCUGGACAGACAGUGCCCUUCAUGAGCCCAUGUAUCACUUCUUAUGUGUCCUGGCUGCUGUGGACAUCGUCAUGUCAACUUCUGUGACCCCCAAGAUGUUGAGCAUCUUCUGGUCAGGCAAUGGUAUCAUUGGCUUUGCGGCCUGUUUCACCCAGAUGUACAUUGUCCAUGCUACCACAGCAGUCGAAACAGGAUUACUCCUGGCCAUGGCCUUUGACCGCUAUAUAGCUAUCUGUAAACCUCUGCACUAUCAAACUAUCCUCACCCCCCAGACCAUGAUGGGCAUGGGUAUGGCCAUUUUAGCUAGAGCUAUCACAGCCAUGACCCCAAUGACCUGGAUGGUGGUGCAUCUGCCAUACUGCGCUUCCCAUGUGGUCCCCCAUUCCUACUGUGAACACAUGGCUGUAGCUAAGUUGGCGUGUGCUGACCACAUGCCCAGCAGCCUUUAUAGCUUAGUUGUUUCCUUUAUCAUUGUGGGGGUUGAUGUGACCUUCAUUGCUACCUCCUACAGCCUGAUCCUCCAAGCUGUGUUCAGUCUCCCUUCUCGAAAUGCACGGGUCAAAGCACUCAACACUUGUGGUUCACAUGUGAGUGUCAUGGUCCUAUACUACUUGCCAGCCAUGGUGUCGAUCUAUAUGGCAUGGUUGGGACAGGAAAUAGUUCCCUUGCACGCCCAGGUGCUACUGGCUGAUUUCUAUUUAGUCAUCCCUCCUAUGCUGAACCCCCUUAUCUAUGGCCUGAAGACAAAGCGUAUCCGGGAGCGAGUAUGGAAUGCAACUUUCUCAGGUUGA